AUGGAUGCUCUAUCCUCGGCGGCGAGCGUUAUCGCAGUCAUCCAACUGACAGGAAGCAUCGUGAAGCUUUGCGGGGGUUACAUUCAGGAGGUGAAAGAUGCACGAGACGAAAUUUUCACCCUACAACAGGCAAUUACAGGCCUCCAAGGCACACUCCAAGACUUGCAUAAAUUGCUUCAAAGUAAUGACGGAUUGGCCCUACCCACAUCUUCACGACUAGUCAGCAAUAUUAUCGAUUGCCUCUCCGACCUCCGCGCCUUAGAAGCCAAACUUGAUCCAGGGAAGGGGAAGAAGCUCAUGAGGAAAGUGGGUUUGCGGGCCUUAAAAUGGCCCCUGAAGCGCGCAGAGUUGGAAGGCGUUAUUCAGAACCUUGAGAAAUAUAAGUCUUCGUUCAUCUUCUCUUUACAGGUGGACCAAACUUCUCUGAUAGUCAGUGUGGCCCAGAAUACUGAUCGUAUUAAUCAGAAUAUGGAUCUUGGGAAGUUGGAAGGCGCGAUGGAGGCAGUGUUUGAGUCAUUCUCCGAUCGUGACGAAGUCCAAUGUCUCCAAGGCACUAGGACUGAGCUCCUCCAGCAGAUAAUGGAAUGGGCUAUGUCACCGUCCCAAAAAAGCAUUUUCUGGUUAAAGGGAAUGGCUGGGACAGGAAAAUCCACAAUAUCUCGGACUGUGGCAAGGUCGCUCCAGGACAGUAACUAUCUAGGCGCUAGCUUCUUCUUUAAGAGGGGUGAAGGGGACCGUGGGAACGCGAAGAAAUUCUUCCCGACAUUAAUUAGGCAACUAAUGCUCAGGACUUCUGAGCUAAGGCCUAGUGUGCAAAAGGCACUCGAUGAUGACCCUGACAUUACGUCGAAAUCGCUAAGGGAGCAGUUUGAGAAACUGCUCCUUCAACCGCUGGUUUAUCUUGACCAACUCGGCCGACAACCUCGAACCGCUGUGAUAGUGAUCGACGCUUUGGACGAAUGCAAAAGCGAUUCGCCUUCGGAUCUUCUUGACAAGCAGGCCUGA
Messenger RNA from Penicillium daleae, 1005 nucleotides. Its product is annotated as ATP-binding protein. The record is from RefSeq and is a predicted model, not a curated record. Bases 1 to 1005 code for a protein of 334 amino acids. The transcript is spliced from 3 exons. Lineage: Eukaryota; Fungi; Ascomycota; Eurotiomycetes; Eurotiales; Aspergillaceae.